Cherax quadricarinatus is the source of this 1759-nucleotide messenger RNA. The record is from RefSeq and is a predicted model, not a curated record. Lineage: Eukaryota; Metazoa; Arthropoda; Malacostraca; Decapoda; Parastacidae.
CGUCUUCAGAUUACUUUUGACUCUACUGAGAGUGACACUGACGCCAGGAUAACCAACAAAGAACACUGAUCUGUGCGUUAGUGUGGACAAAGUGUCUCACAAAACACGAUAAACACUUACAAAGAAGUGUGAUCAACUUCUUAGUGAUAUUGUGUGAACAAUUGUUGAUGAACAGUGUAACAACGAGUGUUGCGAUCCAACAGAGUGUAGUGCGACAUUCUUCAAAGAACACUAUUCUUCAAUCAACUCAACGGAUAUCCGGGCGUAAUUACGGGUCAGAUACAUAUACCCAGGGCAGGUAAACCGCCUGUAGGAUUGCAUUUGGAUGUGGCCAAAGGUGAAAAGUUAAUUCAGAAACUGAUGAUAGACGAAAAGAAGUGCUAUUUAUUUGGUCGGAAUCCUCAGCUGAAUGAUUUUUGUAUUGACCAUGCUUCAUGCUCUAGAAUUCACUGUUCAUUAGUGUAUCAUAAGCACCUGAACAUGGCCUUCCUUGUAGACCUUGGAAGCACCCAUGGAACCUACAUUGGAAAAAUUAGACUUGAAAGUCAAAAACCCACACAGCUUCCAGUAAACUCUACAUUUCAUUUCGGGGCAUCCACAAGAAUGUACACCUUAAGAGAAAGACCUCAAACUGCGCCCAAGCCUGUCAUGGAGGAGCUGGAGAGAAUGACAGAAGAUAGUGAUGGAGGUCUUUUAGGCCUCCCAGAGACUGAAACAGAGUUAGAUAACCUAACAGAAUUUAACACUGCCCACAAUAGACGUAUAUCAAUGUUAGGUAUUGGUGAAGAUGAUCCCAAACAAAGAGGACUUAAAAGGCACAAAUAUAAUGUAAGCUUUAAAGAUGAAGAGGAUGUCAUAAACCCAGAAGAUGUAGAUCCAAGUGUUGGGAGAUUCAGAAACCUUGUUCAAACUACUGUGGUGCCUUCAAAGAAACGGCGGUUGGACAUUAGCGGACUUGUGUCUAGUAGCAGUGGACGCGAUCAUGAAGGAGGUAAUAAAAAUCAGAUUCAGUUUCCUCGUAGUGAUGGCUUAUAUUCAGAUUUACCACCAGAACAACAUGGGCAUGGAGGGGCUCAUCACUCCAUGUUUUCCUCGCUGUUAUCAUCAAAACUUGGUUUACCACUACCAAAUCCUGCACCAGAGGUCGAACUUGUACCUCCAGAACCUGUUGCUCCUGAGGUACCUGCUCAUCUUCAAGUUACUGUGGAUCCAGAUGAACCUAAGAAGAAGAAAUAUGCCAAGGAAGCUUGGCCGGGCAAGAAACCUACUCCAUCUCUGCUUGUGUAGUAAAGAGAGUAGCAAAAGUGGUUAAAAGAUGCAGAUUUAUUUGAAUGCUACCAUAAUUUUAUAACAUAUUUUAAUGAAAGAAAAACACAAUGCUCCAUCAUUUUGUUGGAGCUUUGCUCUUGAUAUAUAUAUUUGUAUUUUUCUAGUGUCUGUUUGUUAUUGAUACAAGCUUGAGAUGAGUGUUGCAGAACUAGAGCAUAGUCAUGAAUAAAGCCAUGAUCGGGUUAAAAUUUUGGUGCUCAUCUUGGUCAGUCUGAAUUGAGGCCAUAAGCACUAGGUCAGUAUGUUGUGUGUCUCAUACACUGAGUGUCAGCAUUAAUAGUUAAUGUAAGUAGUUUUCAUGAGUGAAUGGUACAUUAUCAUUUUCAUCCCUGUGCUUGCAAUUGUUUAAUAGAGUAUUGUUAUUAGUAAUUUUUAAGUUUAAUUAAGACAGUAGGUAGUUAAUUGAUAACUGAAUAAAUAUUUGUAUUUA